Molecule: messenger RNA, 6101 nt
Organism: Cottoperca gobio
Lineage: Eukaryota; Metazoa; Chordata; Actinopteri; Perciformes; Bovichtidae
Gene: cep295
Product: centrosomal protein 295
Exons: 29
Coding region: 285-6029 (1914 amino acids)
Biological process (GO): regulation of centriole replication
Cellular component (GO): centrosome; cytosol; centriole
Source: RefSeq, a predicted model, not a curated record
GUGACGUAGUUUAGGACAAAAACUCCUUAUUAUGUUGGCAUGGCUUUCUGGUGAUAAACUAAAGGUAUGGGGUUGAUUCAGUCUCCCGUCGGCACUUUCUUGCGUCUUUCCAUAAUUCUAUCGCAUUUUUUUUUAAAUGUCUCAAUUAAAACGUCUAAUAAGUCGUGCUGUUGGUAAAUCCCUGUAACAAGAUGCUAACUAGCCGAUAUGAACUAGUAAGGCUAACAGAGUUGCUACCUGCUUUUGGCUUUUUGGAAAAUGUCUACUAGCAAUAUUUGAGGAAAAUGAAGAGAAAAGUUGCCUCAUUAAGACUGAGCCCUAACGAAGAGGCUCGGAUAAUACGAGAGGAGCAUGAAAGGAGGCGAAAACUGCGGAUACAGCAGGUGCGGGAGCAGCAGCGCUACAUUGCGCUACAUAUUCGGCAAGAGGUUGAGCAGAGACGGCAGCGGGAGCUGGAGCAGCUGGAGAAAGAGCUGAGGGAGGACUGGGAGAGACAGCAGAGGGAGAAACUCCACACACUGGAGAGGCUGUACCAGGAGAGCCUCCAGCUUCUCGGCCAGGGACACAGGAGUGCAAAAGAAAACGAACCCGACUUGGCAGCCAUAGCUCAGAGGGAGGAGGAAAAUAACGUCAAGGCAGAGGAGCGUUAUCAGGAAGCCCUGAAGGAGCUCAAAUCACAGAGACUUAAAGACCAUGAGGGGCAAAGCCGAUCCAUCAAUGCCAGGAAGAGAGCACUACAGACAGAAAAAGAAAGAUCAGCAAAAGUGGCCAGCCUCCCAAAGCCUCUCCCGAACCCCAUUCAGAGCAUCGAUUCCAAGAAACCACAUGUAGUAAAGAAAUCUGAUGUGAGUGCUUUCGCUGCCACGCAUUACCACAUGCCUGAGAGCACAGUGGACAGAGAGGCAGACACAAAGCAGCCUAAUGCCAAGGAGGGAGCUGAGCUGGAGGUGAGGAGACUGCAGGACUUGCAGACGGAGGAAAAGAGGAGGCGAGAGGAGCAGCUUGAGAAGGCUCGUCUCAGAGGGAAGCAGGCCCUGAAGAGGGAACAUCUCGUGCAGGAUCGUGAGCGCUUGCUUGUUGAGCUGGAGCACAUGCAGCAGACAGACCUGCUGAGGAGGAGACAGCAGGUGUCACAGAUGCCGCCUCAGAUCUUCCAGCCUCUCUACCAGAGACAGGAGAUAGGGGAGGACGUCCAGAGGGAGAUGGAGUUUGCCUUUGAAGACAUGUACACCGGAGAGAGGAGGGUGAAAGGAGACCUGGUGAUCCAGCUGGUACCCGAGCCUCUGCCAGCUCUGUCCACAGACAGCCAGGACCAAGAGCUUGACGUCACACUGGAUGAAAUCCCCACACGAGGAACAGGAAACACACAACAGGACACUGAGCCGGAAACAUCUGGUCGAGCGGAGCCCUCUAAACCUGCUCCUAGACGGGCGUUGAAGAAACUCCUGGAUCGUAUCAGGAACCAGAGGAACCAGUGGACUGACCACAGUCAUGUCCCUGCAGCUGAUUCACCGACCGCCAUCACCGAUCAGAUCCCAGAACGGGACACAACCAUCGACACGGGCUCUCUGACCAGCGAGGAGAAAGACAACCUGCCCCACACCGAGCUCCCCGAGCCUGCCCACUCGCCACCGGCGUUGGAGACCACAGAGCAGUCGCCUGCAGCAGAUGCUCAACUUCAGGAUGUACUUUCCAACAGAAUCCCAGAGUUUGAAGAAGAACGAAAGAAGAGGGAAGAGGAGCUCGAGAGGGAGAAGCAGCAGCAGGUGGUUUUGCUCCAGGAGCUUGAAGAGCAGAAAGCCAAAUUGGAGCAGAUGCUGUGUGAGGCUCAGCAGGAGAGAGAAGAUCUGAAGGCUGUUGUGACCCAGGUUGUUCCUAUUAACCAACCACACGUACCUGUCCAUGACCAGGAAGUCACCUCUGUUAAUCCUGGUCUAGUCUCUGAGCUGGUGCCUCCUGCGGGUGAAGAUGACCACACCAGAAGGAUUAGAGAAUACCAACAGAGACUUUUGGAUCAAAACAGAAUUCACCAGAGGUCAGUGGAAGUGGCUCGUCAGCGCCUGGAGGAAUACCAGCGAGCUCUACAGAUUCGUUACAACAUGACUGCCCCAUCGUUGCUGCCUGCUGUUGUGCCUUCAGGCCUCAUUCACCCACCUCUGCACAGUGCUGAGUCUGUGCAUCUUCCAGCUCCACUGCUGCUCCCUACAGCUCCUGCAGUGCAUGCAUCCAUCCAUGCUAAAUCACAAACCCCUGUGGAAGUUCCCACAAGAGAGUUUGACAUGUGUGCUUCACCUUCACGACUUCCUGGCUCCAGUGCAAGCAUUGGCUCCAAGUUGCUGUCUGAUGAAGUUGAAUCUAUUUUGAGUAAUCCCAGGAACCAGAGACCGGCUUUCACUGCGUGGCUGACUGACAACAUAAUGGAGAGAGUAACGGAGCACCUUACAGAGAGAGUAACGGAGCACCUUACAGAGAGAGUAACGGAGCACCUUACAGAGAGAGUAACAGAGCACCUUACAGAGAGAGUAACAGAGCACCUUACAGAGAGAGUGAGACCCUCCUCAGAGCCACCGCCUUACAAACCGUUCACAACACAUCACUCAGCCAGCCUCCCACUCCAGCCAACCUCUGAUCCCAUCCAAGUCAGUAGCCGGAGCAUCACAGACUGUGCUCCUCUGGUUCCAGGCCGUGCACAAGUAAAGCCUGGGACCUUGCUACAUUCUUCCCUCCGGACUGGGUCCCUGAACUCCAGAGAGGACGACGACAUGGAAAGGCAGAGACGAGAGAUGCAGGGGGUCCAGAGACGGCUGCUGGAGCAGAGGGACGCAGUGGCGCUGCAGCAGAGACGGCAAGAAGAGGAGAGGCAGAGACAGGAAGUGGACAUGGAGCAGAUAAGGCGGCAAAAGGAGACGUUGCAGGCUCUGAUUCACAGUGACGCACAACCACUUCCAGAGGCAGCCAGUGAAGAUUUGGUUUCAGAGAACAUCAGCCAGACCCGCCUCAAAUUACUUGCAUCCCUUCUGAGAGCUAUUGAGGAAUCUAACGGAGGAACUUUAUCACACCUAGAAGACCCUCAGGGUAAAGAUGUCUCCCCUCAGCAACCGCCAUCUAACAGAGGUGAGACGGAUGUCAUUGCUCAGAGUGAUGUUCCUGCUGGACCUGCCCCGGCAUUAGUCCUCCCCUCAGGACUCUUCCCUCCUCCAGCAGCAAAGCCCCCGGUGACCCGCGUCAGGCUGGGCAUCAUGGACAUGAUGACUGAGCAACAUGAGCUCAGUGCUAUUCAAGAGGUGGAGACAUCAGUCAACACCAGUCAAAUCACAGGCCCGGAGAAUAGUGUGACGGUUCCUCUGCACACUCUGGGCUGGGAUCUGAAGGAGGAUUCAGAAUCGUCGGUGGCCUCUGACACGACUCUGCAGACACCCUCUUGGUCCAGCAGUGGGCAGCGGACUGCUGAACGAUCCACCAGCUCUGAAACAAGCUCAAGCAGAUUGAGCCAUCUCAUCUGGAGAGAGAGGCUGCUGAUGGGGGCAGGAACAUCUCCUGAAUCCUCAGAGUCUGAUUCAGUCCUGAGGAUAAUCUCACCACUUUCCUCUGACUCUGGGAGAGGAGCAGACUACUCUGGUCCUGGAAUCACAAGCUACAGAUCCCCCACAGAGUCUGCACACAGGCCUCCUGAUUCUGACUGCCACUCCUCCACCACCAUCUCCACCGGCAGCUACAUCACCACCGAUCCUGAGCAGAACUUAACCACUGAUAAAUCCCCGUCGCUCAGACUUUGUGAAGGACGAGGAGCAGAUUUUCCCGACGUCUCCUCCCCAUCCGGUCAAAGCUUCUGCUCGGCUGCAGGCCGUCCUGGUCUGGUUGUAGACUCUCUGUUUAAUGACAGCAGCAUCCAGCACAUUAUAGACAAAUACACAAGGGAGCUUAACAUCUCCCUCAGCACUGCUGGCAAAACCACAGACAGUGAAGGCUCAUAUGUGGAGGAGCCUGGCUCUUCAGUUUCUCAGCGCUCUUUGGUUCGAGUCUCUGAGAGGAGAGGGGAGGAUGAAAGCUUGGAGGCUCGUCUGUCUCUUCGCUCAGACACAGCAGGAGCACAGAGGAGUGGCCUGGAAUCUCACAACACAGUCAACUCGAUCCUGGAGCACUUCUCAGGAGAGGGCCCGUCACUGGCCGAGGACCAAGAGCAGGACUCUUUUCGACCUCUGAUUGGCCAGCUGACAGAACAGUCGUCCUGUCUCGCUGCUGACCAGAGGGACUCGGCCAUGGAGCAACUGGUCGGUCAACCAUCGGCUCACUCGUCCAUUAUUGGCCAGCUACCAGGUCCGCCGGUUUCAAUGAGCUUUGAUCAAGGUGGAUGGGAUUCCACUCUGAGUCGGAUGAUCGGUCGACUCUCCCAUCAGUCCAGCUCUCAUUGGUUGAGUGGUGGGCAGGACUUUUAUGCAGGUCAGCUGAUGGGUCGGGUGCCGUUGGAGCAGUCGACCACAUGGUUGAAUGAAGGUUCGGAAGAGAGCGGGAUGAGACCGCUGGUUGGGGAGCUGGAUGAUUCUGCAGGCCAGCACAGCGGAAGCUCAGAUGAAAGAACCCACGUGGAUAUUGGUGUCUCAACUGAGGUCAGUAGGCCGUCGUCAUACCCAGUGUUGCCUUCUGAAGCCUCGUCACACAGUGCCUCUGUCCCGAGGGCGAAUACACAUCCACAGGAGCAGAUACUGCAAAACCAGAGCAGUCCAAUGUGCCUGGGCCCAGAUGGGACUGAAGACUCAUUCCACCCACUACUGGCUGAGGUCACCCACAACGAAACAGCAGACCCCUCCAUGACCUUUCACCUGCCAGAACACAAUGUGCCUACCUCCCCUGAAGGACUGGCCAGCGGGGAACGCAGUGUUUCCAUACCUUCUGAGGAGUUUGAAACCCACACUGAUCCUUCUAUUGAGUCUGAACCAUCACCUGAGCGCCUCAGAACAGAGCAUCCAUCCAGCUGCAUGGCAGCGUCCCCUGCUUUCCAUGAAUCCUUCUCCCAGCUCAUCACCUACCAGUGCCAUCCCCAUGAAUCUGUCCUCAUGGUAUCUCCCACCAUGAGGAUAGAGGUAGAGCUGACAGCUUUGAGCCUGUCUAAUUUAGCCUUGUGUGAUGAUCCACCUACUGUGGUCUUGCCACAGCCAGAGAGAGCGGAUGCAAACAGAAACUGCAUUUCUGUAAGGCAUGGAGAUUCAGUCCCAUUCAGCGACCUCUCAGAUAAGAUAUUGGAAGCUGCCAGUGAGAAGGGGAUCCUGGAGCAGUCCGAGAUAACACUAGUGAGCCUGACGGACACCACGCUGCAGGACCAAGAGACGACCAGCACUGAGGAAGACAAACUUGCAGAUGGAGAGUGGGAAGAGGGACAGAAAGGCCAAGAGACAGAGGGGUUCGAAUACACGUCGUCACUGGAUGAGACUCCAGAGGAUAAGAACCAAACACACUCAGAUUCAGUGAUGCCCCUGGAGUUUCAGUGGGGUCCUAGCAGAGGCCUGCAGGAGGUCCAGCAGCAGAAGCUCAGAUUGUUGCUCCAGAGAUCGUCCCGCAGGGUGGAGGCAAUCAAUGCCAAAGGGGCUCUUGCCAAGGUUCACCCUGAGAUCCGAGCUUCAUCUGAAGCCGGAAAGCAGUCUAAAGCUAAGGCAUCUCAAGUAGUCACCUGUAAGGCAAAGACGAAGUCAGAACCUCAACAUAAAACCAUGUCAAAGGGGGAACAGGCUGAGCCGCAUCAAACUACUGAGGAAUCUGGCUUCAUCAAGCAGAAAAAGCCCCAGCUUCCCCCUCCAGCGAUCAAUUCCAGGCUGAAUAAGGUGGACGAGGUGAAGAACUGCACACCAGAGCAAAGGAAACGGGAUGUUUCUGUGAUGCAUCAAAGAACGCAGAGACUGUAUGAGCAGCUGGAGGAGGUGAAGCAUCAGAGAGCGACCAGGAACAAACAAGAAGCUUGUGCAAAAAACAGACUGAAGGCCAAAGAGUUCCACAAGAAAACGCUACAGAAACUUCGUGCCAAGCAGACGCUGUAAUGACUUUGAAUGUGUGGGAGUUCUCCAUUUGUAAAGUUUUAUCAAUAAAGCAUUUUAAGUUAUUUAAAUCCA